AUGGCGCCGCUCCCUCCCGUCGACCUCUCUGCUCUUCCCGCCCAGUUUGGCAGCGCCGUCGAGGCCAUCCGAAAGGCUCUCCCCAAGGAGCUCGCCAGCCCGCAGUGGGGCAUCAUCUGCGGCUCCGGCCUAUCUGGCCUGGCGUCGUCGCUCGAGGACAAGGUGGAGCUGCCCUACACCGACAUCCCUGGCUUUGCCGAGUCGACCGUCGAGGGCCACAAGUCGUCUCUGGCCUUUGGCUUCCUCUCGCAGGCCGACGAGGCGGAUGCGGCCAAGGUGGUGCGCGUCCCCGUCGUCGCCUGCUUGGGCCGCUUCCACACCUACGAGGGCCACUCUGCCCAGGCCUGCGUCUUCCCGGUCCGCGUCAUGCGCUGUCUGGGCGUGAGCGCCGUCGUCGUCACCAAUGCCGCCGGCGGCCUCCACCCCGACUUUGAGGUGGGCACCAUCAUGGCGCUCCACGACCACCUCUCCCUCCCCACCCUCACCAGCAUGAACCCGCUCAUCGGGUCCAACCUGUCGGCCCUCGGACCCCGCUUCCCGCCCCUCUCCAACGCCUACGACGUCGAGCUGCGCCUCUCGCUCUUCCGCGCCGCCCACCGCCUCGGCAUCGACGACGCUUCCAUGCAGCAGGGCACCUACGCCUACGUCCUCGGACCCUCGUAUGAGUCGCGCGCCGACGCCCGCUUCCUAAAGACGGUCGGCGCCGACGCCGUCGGAAUGUCGACCGUGCCCGAAGUCAUCGCCGCCGCCCACUGCGGCAUGCGCGUCCUCGCCAUCUCGCUCAUCACCAACAAGGUCGUCCUCAGCCCUUAUUUUGACACCCGAAAGGCCCUCAACGACGAGCUCCGAAACUCGGCCAAGACCACCGACGCAUCAGAGCAGAUCCGGGCCGAUAAAAACGAGGCCGCCAACCACGAAGAGGUCCUCGAAGUCGGCCGGAUCCGCGCAGAGGACAUGCGCAAGCUCGUCCAGUCGGUCGUCUGCCAGACUGUCCUCUAG
Messenger RNA from Pseudozyma flocculosa PF-1, 999 nucleotides. RefSeq lists its product as uncharacterized. Gene Ontology annotation, biological process: nucleoside metabolic process. The record is from RefSeq and is a predicted model, not a curated record. NCBI's taxonomy places the organism in Eukaryota, Fungi, Basidiomycota, Ustilaginomycetes, Ustilaginales, Ustilaginaceae. Gene Ontology annotation, cellular component: cytoplasm. The transcript has 2 exons. Gene Ontology annotation, molecular function: purine-nucleoside phosphorylase activity. The coding region runs from base 1 to 999 and encodes 332 amino acids.